CCCGGGAGGGUGAGCGUCAUGGCGGCUUCUUUUCCGCUCCCAGUGACCCAGGACCUGUCCACGUUGCGUGCCAAGUUGCAGGGACUGCUGCAGUUCCUGAGAGAAGCCCUGUCCAUUUCCAGUGCACAUACGGUGGACUUCUACACUGAGUCCGUGUGGAAGCAACUGGUCGACUUGCCCCCGGAGACCGUGCUGGGGGUGCUGAGGCGGUCAGCGGCCGAGGCGGAGGCUCGGUCCCCCGAGGCGCGCCUCCUGGUGGAAGCCGAGAUGGAAUCAGGUAUUGCCAAUUUUCCCCAAAUAUUUUGUGAAACUUCCCAGAAGCUAGUGAGUGUGGAAGCCUUUGCUUUGGCUGUGAGAUAUUAUUCUGUACAAAACUUGGGAAUAUGUACUCCUUUUGAACAGUUGCUUACAGCCCUUCGAGGAAAUCAAAAACAGAGAACUGGUGAAAAUGUGAAACCAGAUGAGUUUAUGAAUUUGAAAAAGUCUCAUGAAGUUCAGGUUAUGUCAGAGCUGAUCAGCAGUAUUGCUGAUUACUGUGGAAUAAAGCAGGUAAUUGACCUGGGUUCUGGAAAAGGCUACCUAAGCUCUUUUUUGUCCUUGAAGUAUGGCUUAAAAGUUUAUGGAAUUGAUUCCUCAAAUACCAAUACUCAUGGAGCUAAGGAGAGAAACAGGAAAUUGAAGAAACAUUGGAAAGUCUAUCAUACUCGGUCAAAAUUAGAUGGCAAUGGACUGGCAUUAAAAAUGGCAAAAGAAAGGAAAGUGCAAGAUGAAAUUAAAUAUAAAGUAGAUAUUGAGGGAAUAUGUAACAACAGUCCUGCAAAUCAAGGAAAGAUGUCUACCUCGGAUUUUUUGCCAGAUUUUUCGGAUUCUGUAAUUUCUAACAUUAGAACACAAAUGGAAAACCUACAUGUGUAUUCACAUCGAGAAGAAAAUUUGUGUUUUGAAAAUGCCUUUUCUCUUAUAGACCUUUUGCCUAUUAAUGCUGUAGAACCUACUUCAUUGCAAACAUCGAAGAGAAAUAUGUCUGAAGCAAAUAAAGAGAGAAGAAAAAUGAUAUCAAAGUCAAAUGAAUCAAAUAUAUACUCACCUUUAACAUCUUUUAUCACUGCUGAUUCAGAACUGCAUGAUAUUAUUAAAGACCUGGAGGAUUGUUUGAUGGUAGGCCUCCAUACUUGUGGUGAUCUUGCUCCAAAUACCCUGCGAAUAUUUACUUCCCAGCCUGAAAUCAAGGGAGUUUGCAGUGUGGGUUGUUGCUAUCACCUCUUAUCUGAAGAAUUUGAAAACCUGCACAAAGAAAGCACCCAAGACAAGUGGGGAUUUCCAAUGUGCCAUUAUUUAAAGGAAGAGAGAUGGUGCUGUGGUCGUAAUGCCAGAAUGUCAGCAUGUUUGGCAUUGGAACGGGUUGCGGUUGGCCAAGGGCUGCCUACUGAAUCACUCUUCUAUCGAGCUGUCCUUCAGGAUAUUAUUAAAGAAUGUUAUGGCAUCACCAAAUGUGAUCGGCAUGUUGGUAAAAUUUAUUCCAAAUCCUCUUCCUUUCUGGACUAUGCCAGAAAGUCUCUAAAGAAGCUUGGGUUAGAUGAGUCCAAGCUGCCAGAAAAAGUUAUAAUGGACUACUACGAGAAGUACAAGCCUAGAAUGAAUGAGCUGGAAGCUUUUAAUAUGUUGAAAGUUGUUCUGGCUCCUUGUAUAGAGACACUGAUUCUUCUGGAUCGACUUUGCUAUCUGAAAGAGCAGAAUUUUCUCAUCUUAUUGAAUAUACUACAGAAGGAAAAUAUUGCAUGGUCUGCACUUGUGAAGUUGUUUGAUCCUGUGAAAUCUCCCAGAUGUUAUGCUAUUAUUGCUCUGAAGAAGCAGCAAUGAUUUCAGUUGAAGCAAGGAAAGAGAACUGUUUAAGAAAUAAUCUGCCAUGUGAAAGAUGUGCUCUGGUAACCUGUGACCAGAAGGAACUGGAAGUCUCCAAACCUCCCCAGCAGUGAACAUGUUCAGAAGAUGCUGUGGAGGAAAGGGAGGAAAUGAAUACACUGAUCCUCCAUGGGAUAAAACUGGCCUAUCCUCUGACAGAAAAGACUAAUGCCAGGUUUCCUCAGAGAAUAAUGUGUGUGUCAAUUCCUGUUGGAAACAUUUGCUGAUAUUCUGCCCACACCUCCACCGCCACCCAAGUGAAGGUGUCAAGAACAUGAUAUAAAUCUAAAUACUUCACCACCGAACAUGUGAGAGACCUGAGAGAGCAGAAGCCAUUCUAGACGCCACGUGCCUUGACUGACAAAUAGACCAAGCCGAAGUAGUUUAGAUAUCACAUCAUGUGACAUCUGCUUUGUUUCGAUAAAUAAACCUAGAACUGUUAAAAUAUGGCCGAUUACACAUUGAGAUGAGGGUGAAAUAAAGAGAAUGGAAUAUUUUCUGAGGUCAUAACACUCAGUAUUAAUUCUACAAUUUCACUAUAAUUAACGGGCCCAGGAGCAAAUCCUUCUGCUGAUCAGGUUUGAGUUGCUCUUUUAUGGCGACAAAUGAAGCACACCAAGAAAGUAAAAUUUGACAUUCCCUUCAUGGCUUCUUAGAACAAUGCAUGUUGGAAUGAAGCAGAAAAUAGUGGAGUUUAAAGACAAAUUAAAAAAAGAAAAAGAGAAACAGUGACUGAAUCCAUCAAGACAAGAUUCCACUUUUGAAUGUCUACGUGCAGCUCGGCUCUUCCAUUACCUCUGCAUAAUUUUCAGCAGGGAGCUGCUACUGUUAUUCUUUAAUGCAACCCUGUAUAUAAAUUAAAGAUUCUGGCUCCCUCAAGGCAAAUAUCCUGAAUUCAUCUUUACUGAAAGAGAAAAAAAAAAAUUUGUCAUACCUUCUUAAUCCAGAAGAUUGAAGGUCCCACACAGGAAUCAGUUCUUAAUGUCGUCUGGGAUGGAGUCAUAUUGACAACUAGCAGACAUUUUCCUCAUGGAGCAUGGGACUUCUUCUGAGCACCCAGUGGCCGAUCCAUAGAUGAGCUCAUCCUAUGCCUCUUCCAUCUGAGAUCCCUUCUGUCUCUGGGAAGGAGCCCCGCGCUCUUUACUCACACAGUACCAUCACCACUGAACCUGGGGGUACUCCUCUGAUGGUUUCCAUUUGCUGGAACGUUUGACACAGGAAUUGGUGCUUGUACAGAGGUGGAAGGGGGACAGGGUUGGCUGCUGGGGUCAUAGGAGGUGGUGAGGUGGGAGUAAUUAGCUGCCUUGAAUCUACACCUGGCUUUGUUUCUGUAUAGAACCUGUAUCAGUUGGAUCAGUGUGUCCUGAUUCUUGAGAUCUCAACCAUAUCAAAAUGUCAUUUGGCCCAAGUCCAGACUCUGUACUUACAUUUCUAAUGUUCCACCGUAACCAUCUAUCACUGAGACCCAUCACGUUUCCUUUUGAUUACUCUAGCCCAGAAGAAAGCUAAAACAUUUUCUGGGAUCUCUUUUUCCCAGCGGGAGCUCUCUGCUUCAUUCGAGAACAGUUCUCAAACCCUAACCUAAAUGAUGGCCAACCAUUGCCAGCGUAUUUCAGAAAGUGGUUCUCCUUUCUCUGGAAUUUUUGUUUAUGCUAUUUCCUUACUUUCUGAUAUCAUUAAAAAUAUGUGUUUUGUAGUUUAUUUGCCUUUUUGUGGUUUUGCAGUCCACGUGUUGGCUUGCCAUGACCUACUACAUCUUGCCUGAAAGCAGACCUAUUAAAUUUAUUUUUACAUGCUGACAUGUUUAAUCUACCUCAUUAAUGCUUCUGUUCUAUACAGCAAAAGAGAAGCCUGUCACAAUGUUAUCUCUCUGGUGAAGGGACAGAGAUGAGUAUAAAGUCGUGCUUUACAGAAUUUGGAAACAAAGUAUAAUCAUUUUCACUGGUAUGUAUAUAUUUGAAGAUACCACAAAAAGACACAAAACUGUUUUUAAAAAAUUAAAAGCAGACAAAAAGCAAAGUUGAACGUUGUCCAGUAGUGAUGACCUAUCUGUUUUAAUUCAAUAGUGACAAAUUCCUAAAGUUUAAAUAUAUUUCUUAUUACAUAUUCAUACAUUUUAUUAAGAUAUUUAUUUUAUUAAUAAAAUAUUUAGGAAUCUU
Messenger RNA from Herpailurus yagouaroundi (jaguarundi), 4061 nucleotides. It is a transcript of the gene METTL25, whose product is annotated as methyltransferase like 25. The transcript is spliced from 17 exons. The record is from RefSeq and is a predicted model, not a curated record. Lineage: Eukaryota; Metazoa; Chordata; Mammalia; Carnivora; Felidae. Bases 19 to 1860 code for a protein of 613 amino acids.